AUGACAAAUGAAAAAUUAGAUAUAAGGAAAUGUUGUGCAUUUAUUCAUCAAAAUGUACCUGAUACGUCCGCAAGUGAAAAAAUGAUAGGUGGUUUAAGCAAGUUAUUGCAGACUUUAGAUAAAAUGACAAAAGAGUCCGCGAGAAGUGAGGGAAUUCUUGACAUCACAACAUUUAACCAAGUCAUUGAAUUUGACAUAAAUUCUCAAGUGUGGUAUCUAAAGAAUUUAUGGCAAGGGAAUCCACCAAUGGCUAGAGUGAAUAAUGAAUACAGUGACAGUGUAGUGGAUAUAAAAUACAAUAUAUUGAAGAAGGCUUUGUAUAUGAAAGACAAAUCAUACAAAACAUUGACUGAUAUGAUUGAACAAGCGCAUGAUUUAUGGAAAGGCGUCCUUAAUGAAGAUUUUGUUUUCUCUUUUAGAAAUAGUCUUGAAAUUAAAGCUUACAUGCAAAUGGAGUGUGUUGUGCAAGCUGAACUUUGGCGACUUGAAAGCAUCAUUCGUGACAAAUUAAUACAAGAAUCGCAAAUCAACUUUGCUACGUGUGAUCAAAAGGAUGAUUUACGGAAUGUAUCACACAAACUGACAAGCUGGCUUCACGACCUCCUUUCAAGGAAUCACGAAGAAGAACUAAGAGAAAGAUCUUUGGCAGUUGCAAAUGACCACAAAGGUCAUAAUCUAUCUAACGAGAAGAUAAAUCAGCUUUUUGACGACAUUUGGAAAGAAUUCCUUCACCAGCUUGAUACUUCUUCUACAAGCAUGGAAAAACACAGAAGGAGCAUGCGAAAUAUUUUUACAACGUGCCUUGAGAACCUUUUGAAAAAUAAUAACGCUUUGCUUAAGCAAGCUUUGAAGGAGUCCAAUUACUUGACACCAUUAUCAAAUGUUAAAAAGUUAGCCAGUUCGUUUAGUGAAACGGGAAUCAAUGAAACAGACAUAAGCUUUGCCAUGAUACAAAGGAGGGAGGCAUUGUUUGGGUUCUCUUAUACACUGAAAUAUGUCGGAACCAGAGUAAAACAAAUAUUCAAAUCAGUUGACGUAAAAAUAAAAGAACUUUGCCAAAUUAAUGAUGAAGUAACAGAAAUGUCGUGUAGUGUACGAGCUAUUUUAUCGGGAGACUGUCAAUACACUUUUAAAGUGCCGUUUUAUGUAAAAGUGUAUGUACAUGUAAGCAGGCAUGCUCAUCCAAUAUUCGAAAGUCAUAAUGAAAAGUAUUUUGAAAGUUAUGGCACUGCUGCUCUUCUUGCAAAAUACAGAGCUCAACUGAAGAUAAGUUUUGAGUCUCAUUUACGUUGCAGACUUUUUGAAGAUUUAGUCGCAGAACUAUUUUCAAAUAUCAUAGAAAGUUUUGCUGAAGAAUGGACAUUACAAAGUCUCCCGAAUAAUGUAACUGAUAGCCUACAUUCUCUCCUUCCGAAAGUUAAAAACAGAGUUAUUAUUGAAAUAUGCACAGACCUUUUAGAGGAAGGCGAUUUUGAUAAUUUUGUGAAUUACAUAGUUGAUCCACAUGCGUAUGCUACUUUAUGGAUUACUAAAAAGGCUAACCAAUAUCUAGAUGAAUCAGAGUUUAAUGUCUUAGAAAGUACUUCGUCAUCUUUGCUACAGAAAUUGUACAUAAGUGUUCGCAAAUGUGUUAAUGAUGUCAAGAAAAAAUUUGAAAGGACAUCACCGCCAUCAAUGCAAACGUGGAUAGAAUCUUUCCAAAACUCAAUGACAUCGUCUGAUUUUCGUAUUCCAUCUGAAAGUUUUCGGAACAUAAAAAAGGAAGCAUCAUCUGGUAUACAUGGUAAACAAAAUGUGGAACACUUUACAACUAAAAUUUUACAACAUUUGGAAGGUUCUGAAAAGAAACUUAAAUCUAAGUUUAAAUCACAGAAGAGUCACACAAUAACAUGGGUAGGUUUUAAUCCUAUAUCACGUAUUAUAAAAAAGAUAUGGGGAUGUACCGAGAAGUGUGUUUUUUGCGGAGAACCAUGUGCUAAGGAUCAGGCUCAUGACGGGUCUACACACUACUGUAUACAACAUCGUCCAUCAUGCUGCAGGGGGGUUCGUGACAGGUAUUCGAAAAUAGCAUGCUUGGAAUCAUGUGAGUUUGAUGUUCAAUCAAACACAACACAUACGUGCUCUGUUUUCAAUUAUAUUUGCAAUAAUGAAAAACGAAAAGAAUGUGGCAAAACUCAUUUUUAUAGGGACUUCAAAACAUACCUUCCGAAUUGGGACAUUGCUCCAACGUCUAAUAUGCAUGAUUCAUCUAAAUAUUGGAUGUGGUUUGUAGUGACAUACAAAGAAGAUCUUAAAAAGCUCUAUAAUUAUAAGAUCAAAGGAAUCCCCUCAACAUGGAACAGUAUAACGAAAUUAGAGGCAAAAGAGAGUCUACAUAAAAUAUAUUCUGCAUAA
Ruditapes philippinarum (Manila clam) is the source of this 2394-nucleotide messenger RNA. RefSeq names its product interferon-induced very large GTPase 1-like. Gene Ontology annotation, molecular function: GTP binding. Bases 1 to 2394 code for a protein of 797 amino acids. The transcript has 2 exons. Lineage: Eukaryota; Metazoa; Mollusca; Bivalvia; Venerida; Veneridae. The record is from RefSeq and is a predicted model, not a curated record.